Messenger RNA from Symbiodinium sp. CCMP2592, 1335 nucleotides. The record is from the annotation of a GenBank genome assembly. NCBI's taxonomy places the organism in Eukaryota, Dinophyceae, Suessiales, Symbiodiniaceae.
AUGUCACCGGGUGAUGACGUGGAGCUUCCACGGCACGACUUCACAUACAUUGCUGCCAAUGCAGAUCGGCCGUGGGAGCACUUCACAGGCAGAUGGCAGGCCAUGAAGCCGAUUCUUGCCGAAGGCCUUGCAAGGUGCAGCAAGACCAGGCCGCUUCGAGUGGUCGACCUGGGCUCCUGCAGCGGCUACUUCGCACUGAAAGCUGCCCACAGGCAUCCAGAGGCUGACGUGGUUGCCAUCGAAGGCUCAGUUGGCAUUGGCAAUGGCACUGUUGGCGUGCAGGGGACAGUCCAGCAAAUCCUCAAGACAGAGGCUGUGCAAACGCACCUUCGCUGGAUCCAACGCUUAAAGCUGACGAACGGCUUCCUUGCACCCGAGGUUUGGGACUAUGUGCAUGUUUGCAACCUUGCGAAGACUGGAAGGCCUAUCUGCGACUUCAUGUUCAUGCUUUCGGUCGUGCACCACAUCGACAACAUCUCGGUGCAGCAGUAUGCAAGUGCUGGUCUCACCAGGAGCCAAGGUGGCGUUGACUUGCUGGCCAAGCUUUUGCUUUUGGCACCGAGGCACUUUGUAGAACUUCCGAAUGAGCCGUGGCUGAAAGAACUUUUCGAGAAAUACGGGACUGCAAGAGGCAUCCUGCAGGCUGCCGCUGAGGCAAGUGGCCUGAAAUGGUCCUUUCGAGGCCCAAUCUUCACAGCUGAAUGGUUUGGACCACGGGACACUUGGGUGCUCGAAGUGGAGGAUGGAAUGCCUGAACUGGAUAUUCAGUCGUGUCCUUUUCCGCUUCUCUAUCGGGGAAAUGAAAUGGAUACUGCUCUGGAUGCUUCUGAGCCCGAGCACGCUUCUCCGUUUCAACAUGUCGAUGGCUGGACUUUGCCCGGUGAAGAUAAUCUGCCGUUGUCCAUGAAGCUCGCCGGCGACGACGCCUUGGACAGCUUUCCUCCCGCGCUGCAGGGCGGUCGAGAAGCCCUGACCACAGCUGCUGCUUGCGAAAACCUUUCGGGCAUGCUGCUGGAUCCUGCGCUUUAUGCCGCUGCCGCCGAGCCAUCAGUGGAGACUUCAGACAUCGCUGUCGCAGCAGCCCUGAAGGCAGCUCCGACAGCAUUGCUGUUGGCCCACCUCACCUUGCGUGAAGCAGUUGCUGAGGCUGAGGAUGCUCUUGCGGAAGUGCGGCGGGCUGCACCACCUGAGGCUGUUGUCCAGGCUGGUUGGGAUUUCUGGAAUCGCUCGCACAAGAAGCGUGUGCCCUGCGGACCGAAGCCAACAGCUUCAAGGCCAGUCCGUGCUCGAGCCCGCAAGACCGGCGAGGUGGGACUGCGAACGCGGACACUGUGA